Messenger RNA from Capsicum annuum, 1102 nucleotides. RefSeq lists its product as uncharacterized. The transcript has 2 exons. The coding region runs from base 383 to 895 and encodes 170 amino acids. NCBI's taxonomy places the organism in Eukaryota, Viridiplantae, Streptophyta, Magnoliopsida, Solanales, Solanaceae. The record is from RefSeq and is a predicted model, not a curated record.
UGUCUUAAAAAGAACAAUUCUUUUUUUGUGGAGCACAAAAAAAAACUUUCAAUUUUGUCUCUUUCUCUAUACUUUGAGCUCAUCUCUGCAAUAAAUUCAAUGAUUUUCUCUCUGUUUGUCUAUGUCCAUAAACAUAUUGAGAUUUUUGCUGAAUCUUUUUGAGCUUUUUUGAAGUUUUUUUUUCUCCCUUUAUGGAUACGUAUUAUAUUCAUGAGGUAAAAAGCAAAGAAGAAGGCGAGUGGGAGAAAGAAAGAUAGAAAAGGAUUCCUUUUAACUUCUGUAAACAUCAUCAGAAGAAAAAAGAAUAAUUAUAAAUUUUAAUCUGCCCUGCAUAAAUUUAUAUCUCUGUUUUCGUAUAGCUUCGGCUGAUUGACGAAUAAGGAUGUCGAUAAUCAGUGAUGCAAUUGUGAUGAAAUCAUCUGAAGCACAAACAGUAAAAGCAAAACUUACAGCGCCGAUGGAUGUGGAUUUCGCCAAAUGCGAGUGCUGUGGAUUGACGGAGGAAUGCACUCUAUCGUAUAUAGAAACAAUCCUGCAGAGGUAUCAGGGGAAGUGGAUUUGCGGAUUGUGUGCCGAGGCAAUCAAGGAUGAGAUCAUUCGAUGUGAGAUGCUGAUCAGUGCGGAAGAGGCCUUGAAUCGUCACCUCAAUUUCUGUAAGAAAUUCAGUUCUUCUAGCCCGCCUUUGAAUCCGACUGUUCACUUAAUCGCUGCGAUGAGGCAGAUUUUGAGGAGGAGUUUGGAAUCUCCGAAGUUGCUUAGGUCGAUGUCUAGUAGUCCCGUGGAGAGCAGUGGAGAAAAGCAGCACACGGUGAUUGUUCGAUCAGAAAGUUGUAUCCCAGCACUUUCUUUGGUCGAUUCGUUUCAUGCCAUGGGACUGGAUGGAGGUUGUGAAUGAAGAAGUUACUCACUCGUUCAUGUUUCGCUUCUCGAGAGUAAUUGGCAGUUUGUUUAAGGAAUGGACACUAAAUUUAACUGUUGGUCACGCUUUUCAAUUGUAACAUUUACUUUGCCCAACAGAUUUUGCAGUUUUGAUUAGCUCUUUUUAUGUAUUCUGUAAAUCUCUAUUCAUUUAUGCUAUGGUAUUAUCUUGCCUCUCUUGAAA